Metarhizium robertsii ARSEF 23 is the source of this 4848-nucleotide messenger RNA. Its product is annotated as Reverse transcriptase. Gene Ontology annotation, molecular function: nucleic acid binding; RNA-DNA hybrid ribonuclease activity. Bases 1 to 4848 code for a protein of 1615 amino acids. The record is from RefSeq and is a predicted model, not a curated record. The transcript is spliced from 7 exons. Lineage: Eukaryota; Fungi; Ascomycota; Sordariomycetes; Hypocreales; Clavicipitaceae.
AUGGCGCCCGGUGCUGCCGGAUACGGCUAUGUUGUCCACCAAAGCGGACGCUCUGUUUGCCAAGGCGCAGGACGCCUCGGCCCUGCGGAGGUGUUCGACGCUGAGGCUAAAGGAGCGCUGGAGGGUCUCAAAGCCGCCCUUAGGCUUCCCCAGUCUGGCACACAACGAAUAGUGGUAUGCCUCGACAACAUCGCAGCUGCCAAAUGCCUUCGAGGCAAGCCAUCAGACUCGUCGCAGAGGGUCUUCCUAACCUUUCAGGCCCUAGCAAAGACGCACCGAAAGACCGAGGUCCGCUGGAUACCUGGACACACCAAGAUUCCAGGAAAUGAACAAGCCGACAUCCCUGCGAAGACGGGAUGCGCCCAACCCGAACCCGCAGACGCAGUUCCAACACUGGCCUACUUGCGAAAGACCGCCAGGCAGCGGUCCAAAAUCGCAGUCCAAGCCUGGUGGGAUGCUUCUGCACCCGAUAAGUACAAGCAUCUGAACGUCAAGUUCCCUUCUAACUGUCCACCGGAGCUAGCCCUCCCACGAACAAUCCUUCACCACCUGGUAGCCGCGAGGACACAUCAUGGUGAUUUUGCUGACUACCACGAAAGAUUCCACCACAGCGAUGCCGGUAUUACAUGCUCUUGCGGUCGGCUUCUGGGAGGGCACAGCCGGCCUUGGCGACUUGACCAAUUCCCUACACUCCCAACACCGAUCAUCCCUGAGGAGCAGUCACCCAUUGACAUCACGGAAGCAGCUGACCAGUCGUCGACGAGCAAGUCGUUGCUUACAACGUCAAACUUCAAGUCUUCCGGACCCUUCUGUGAACACUUUAACGAGGCUGCCAAGCAAUUCGCAACCGGACCGGAACGCGAUUUCGCCCAACAAUUCUCCGAAAGUUUCCUUGGAUUCUGGAAGAAAACGCUCAGCAAUACUCAAUCCGCCUCUUCGCCAACCUAUAGUAGUGUCGCUGCUUAUUCCAAUCCUCCUCGCACUCUUUACGCGCACCGCCAACCCGCUCCCACGCAUCGCCAAGGGCAACCCACGACUUCUGCCCCACCCCGGGACGAUCUUCGGGUAUUCGUCCGCCUCGACGCCGAUGCCCCGGCCAGAAACCAUAUCGGCUACGCGAUCCGCGCUCAUGUUGCCAGCAAGACCGGUAUUGAACUCAAUCGAAUCCCCCAAGUCCUACAAGUAAAUACUGGAUGGGCCAUUCGAGCCAUAGACAAGCUCACACGCGAUCUUCUCGUAGAACGCCGGGCGGAAUGGGCUGAAGACCUUGGCGCAACAGCCGUAGAGACCAGCCAGAAGUGGUAUACAUAUGCUGUAGACAACUGCCCUCGUAGGCUUACCGACCUUUAUGGGAAUGAACUGAACUACGACACUGCUGCUCGCGACGAGAUCAACCACCAGACAGGCCUCACGCCGGUCAGCGUCCGAGUCCCUCGCCGCGACAAUGAACAACUCCCUUACAAAACACUCAUCAUUUCCUUUCUUGAACCAACAAAAGGACCUUGGAGCCUGUUUGGCACCAGCCGAUUAGCCAGACUGAUCGAAAGAACCAACCCUCCCAAACAGUGCGAGAACUGCUGGGACUACCACACCCGACAUGCAUGCAACAGACAAACACGAUGCAAACGCUGCGGAAAGACUAACCACGACAGUGACAGCUGCACUGCCGCCGAGCAGUGUGCCAACUGCCUCGGACCGCACACUGCGAACCUCGCAGCCUGCCCGGCGCGGCCAAAGAGAGUGCCGCGCAACGACAGCCUCCUCAGGCGGCACCUAAUGGCCAUCCGACACCAGAAGUCGUGGCAGAACAGCAGCGUGCUCCAAUGGCGGUCAUGGAACCGCCCCGGGAGCAUACGGCCAAGAACAUACAAGGUCCUCCAAGCGAACGUGGGCAAGAUCCCGGCCGCCCACGACUGCGCUCUAGCAUUGGCCGACUCGGAAAAGUAUGAUAUCGUCCUUCUGCAAGAACCUUGGACAGAAGCAAAGAACUCUCGAUGUCUCACGAAGACGCAUCCAGCGUUCGAAUCUUUCUCCCCGGUCGACAGCUGGGACGGCAACGACACGCGACCCAGGGUCAUGACAUACAUUCGCAAGAACUCACGUAUUCUAGUAGACCAGAGGCGUCCAGCACUCACCCGCGACAUACUCUGGAUAUCAGCCAACGGAGCGACCAUCGUAAACUUCUAUCGCCAGGGCGAUGCCGCACUGAACGUUCUGCUGCGGUGGACACCGCCGGAGAAGUGUAUGGUAGCGGGCGACUUCAAUGCCAAGCUUUACUCCUGGCAAACGGGCAGAUUAGAGGGCCGCGGAGAGGACAUCGCCGCGUGGGCAGCUGAACACGGCCUCAAUCUGUUGAAUACUGCAGAUGUGCCCACAAAGCCUCACGGCAACACAAUCGAUCUAGCCUUCUCUAACAUUGAUCUGGCAGCCGCCGUCGUAGAGGACCACCUAGCCACCAGCUCUGAUCACUUCACCCUCAGCCUCACGCUGCCGGAUGUUGCCUUCAGCUCCCCGCAGGUGCCAGGCAAGAUCCGGGUCACCACCGAAGACGAACUACAGCGCUUUAAAGAACUCGUUCUGACGGGAAUAUGGCGAAUACCACAAGGCAAUGCAACAGUCUCGGAGCUGGACAAUCUGGCUACGGCACUGGUUGAACUUCUCCAAUCGGCAGCCACUGCCGCUGGUCGUCCUGUCCGGAAGGGGACCCGGAGUGCGCCAUGGUGGACCGAGGAAUGUGCCGGCGCAGCUGCGGAGUACCGGGCCAUCAGGAGGAUUUUCCCACUGGGCUUCAAUCGGGACGUACAACUUGCGCGAAAAGACUCCCAACGGGUGGUUCGCCGUGCCAAACGUCAGUGCUGGCGCAACCUCAUCGACGGAUUUUCCGACAGUGCAUCAGUCUUCAAGGCAGUUGGGGACACUGUGUAUGAAACUCAACUCGGCAAAGCGAACGCUUUAAGACACAGCACGCUCGAGCGCCGCACUGCAGCAGAUGACAUCCCAGAUCCAUGGAUUCCAGUCAGCCCAACUCGUGUGAUACCCUUUGGGCAAGAAAUCACACUACAGGAGGUGGAGGACGCCACUAUCAAGACAGGGAACACCUCACCCGGAGCAGACAACAUCACGGUCAAGCUGCUACAAGCAGUAUGGGACAUCAUUGGAGGGCACGUUCGACGCCUCUACCAGGGAUGUCUUGUGGCAGGCUACCACCCGAAAGCCUUUCGAGAAAUCGAAGUAGUCAUGAUUCCCAAGCCAGGGAGGAGAGAUCUGUCGAAGCCUAGGGCAUGGCGGCCCAUCUCACUCCUCUCCUGUCUCGGCAAAGGCCUCGAGCGUCUUCUCGCUCGCCGUAUUGCAUGGGCAUCGAUAAACUACGGGGUCCUCCAUCCUCAUCAGGCUGGAGCUCUUCCAAAAAGAUCAGCUGUCGACCUGGUCGCAGCACUCGUCCACGACAUCGAGGAGGCGCUCGUACGCGGGCAAGUGGCCACACUGGUGACUGCCGACAUCCAAGGUGCCUUCGACUCGGCUCUCUGCAACCGCCUCGUUUUGCGGCUUCGCCAACAGGGCUGGCCCGACAAUCUCUCGCGCUGGGCAGGCUCGUUUAUGAGCAGCCGCUCCGCCCGGGUGAGAUAUCAGGACAUCACCACACCGACGACACCUCUGCAGUGUGGUCUUCCACAAGGAUCGCCCGUAUCCCCGAUCUUAUUUCUGUUAUACACCGAGCCGGUUUACCGCUUGGGCGACCCCGAGAGAAGGUUUGGUUAUGCAGACGAUACCGCCAUUCUCUGUACAGGGAAAUCUGUGGAAGAAACCGCCAGGAAAGCGUCGGCGUAUAUCCGAGAGCUCGAAGACUGGGGCGCCGCCAACGGCAUCUCAUCUGACCCGGACAAAACAGAAGUCAUGCAUUUUUCACUGAAGACGCGGGAAGCCAUGCCGCCCAUCCGGCACGACGACGCGGUAAAGCACCCGGAAAAGGCCAUGCGCUGGCUGGGAAUCUGGCUUGACAGCAAACUAGCAUUCAAGACUCAUGUUGAGAAGUGGACAGCCACGGCCCAAGCGGUGGCUUGCCACCUGCGGAGCUUAGGCAAUACACGAUGUGGUCCCUUGCCGAGCGCUGUACAAAGGCCUGUUAGAGCCUGUGUCGAACCAGUCCUGCUGUUUGGAACGGAAGCCUGGUACCCGGGCACACGGAGCCCGCGUUGGAGACAGCCAUCGAAAGAAGGACCGUCCAGAAUCCAACAACUUGUAAAGAAAAUGACCAAGGCCAUCAAACAAGCCAUCCGCUCCAUCCUCCCGACGUGGAAGACGACACCAAUCACAGUUCUGCACCGAGAAAGCGGCAUACCGCCGAUUCUCCAGCUGCUUGAGGCGAAACGACUACGCUUCUCUGCUCGUAUUAAGUCCCUGGAUAAAGAACAUCCUCUAGCUAGACGCACUGCCGAGGUGACGCCACCGCCCAUCAUCAAGAGUAUCAAGUUGAGAUACCAGCGUCAACCCAAAAGCUUCCCAACUCGAUUGAGAAGAACCGACAAGCUGCUGGCAAAUUGCCAACGCCCCGUGCUGUUCCCGCAUUCCGCCGAGGACUUUGACAGGUGGCUCCAGUCCAUCCCUCCAUCUACUCUAGUUGUAUACUCAGACGGCUCACUGUCCGAGAAGGGCGCUGCCGGAUACGGCUAUGCCGUUCAUCAACGCGACCACUCUAUUUGUCAAGGUGCAGGACGCCUCGGCCCUGCUGAAGUAUUCGACGCUGAGGCGAAAGGAGCAUUUGAAGGCCUGAAGGCCGCGCUGAGAUUACCACAAUCUGCCUCUCAGAAGAUAACUGUUUGCCUUGAUAACAUUGCAGCCGCCAGAUGA